This is a messenger RNA of Aspergillus sclerotioniger CBS 115572, 8658 nucleotides long. RefSeq names its product glycosyltransferase family 4 protein. Gene Ontology annotation, molecular function: glycosyltransferase activity. The coding region runs from base 93 to 8519 and encodes 2808 amino acids. The record is from RefSeq and is a predicted model, not a curated record. Lineage: Eukaryota; Fungi; Ascomycota; Eurotiomycetes; Eurotiales; Aspergillaceae. The transcript is spliced from 9 exons.
UUGGACCAGCAUCGCCAUAGAUAAUUAUCGGGGUACCCCGUUGCAGUCUGAGGCAGCGUUCAUGUCGGGUGAUUAACGCACUGCCUGCCACCAUGGGACUGGAGUAUCUGGGCCUGGAUGCCGUGGGAUGGCAUCGCAUGGUCUCGACGUGGUGGGAUAAGGUGAUCGCAGCAUGUUUAUUAACGGCCAUUGUUCUCGGCGCGGUUUAUAUCUUGGCCGUUAUCGGCCGGAAGAUCUACAAGAUCUGGCAGGGACGCCAUCAACUUUCCGAAGUCCCAACGGCGAUUGCCCGUUAUUUUGAUCAACUCAAAACAAAGAAUGCGCCCCUUGCUUCGGAGAAAUCAGCCGCGAAGGAGCUUAAAUCAUUUGGGGUUUUUCUCGGCGGAUUUUCCAAUCCUCCGACGCCCGCCGAGGCCAGUCUCCUUGCGCAAUGGGAUAUUCUGGUCGUCGAUCCCCUGCAAUCCGGUGUGCGGGACGCGUUGACUGGCCACUGUACGUCAUCGCACAUCCUCGCCCGGCUCGAUGUCCAGAGUCUGGUGCGUUCCGAAGCCAGCCGCGACAACAAUGAAGUCCUUCAGUCGCUGGGCGUCGUCGUUGAGACGCUGGCUACUGCCCUCAGCCGCAGCCAGGGUGGUGCAUCGCCAUUUCAUGGUGUGCUCCUGGCCGACUGUCUCGCGCAUUUCCAGCCCGUGGUUCUGAAUGAGUUGGUCAAGUACAUGAACCAUCUCGGCCUGGCCGUGUGGCUGGAAUUGUCACCGCCGGACUUCCUCAGCGAGCAGCAAGGUCGGGCGAUUGAUAUGAAGCAGAUCCGCGGUGUGGUCUACCGCAAUGGCACCAUCCUGCCCGAUGGCGACAGGCGCAACUAUUUCCAGAUGGCUGAGAUGCGCACUGCCAUGCGAGUCGUGGCAUCACAAAAGGCUGUUGGUGACUCAGCCAUCGCCGUGUGGGAUACAAUCGACGAUGACGUCGAGCUCUCCCACCAUGUCCUUGGACGCAGUUUCAAGUGGUGCAAUUAUAACAGCGCCCUGUGCUGGAUCGCGCCUCAAGCGGCGCUGACGAACGCAGACAUUGCCGUUGCGAAGACGGUGACCCAGGAGCCCCUGGGAGCCAUGAUGUGGUUGAAGCGCGGCGAGGUUUUGGAAUCGCAUGAUGUUUGGAGGUUUAAUAACAAGAUCUCCCAGACACCGCGCGGAUAUGAGGAAAUAUAUGACUCCCUGGAGUCUUUCCUUCCAGGCGUGAAGGCAAAACUCUCCUUAUCUCCUCCAGUAAAAUAUCCAGGGCCUGAUAGUCCCGGCUCUGCAAUCCAUGACUUGGAAUGGUCCGGAAGGACCGAAAGCCCACAAACAGACAUCCUCUCGAUCUCCCCCGACGGAACCAGCUAUACAGGACUGGGAUGUUUCCAGAUCGGUCUCGACUGCACAUCAAAAGACGUUGCGGACCUUCUGGAGAGCCAGAGGCAGGUUAGAGACCUCGAUCUACUUCAACGCCUUCAGGCCGACGAGCUACGUCAGAUCACUGAGCCGUUGCGUGUCUUGCUAAAGGCCCAGAGCUCAUACCCAUACAUUUCCUUGGAGCUCCAGUCGAUCAGGGACCUAGUUGAUCUUCUCACUGUUUGCAGAGGCGACAAAAACGAUAGACUGCGAAUCUAUGUUGGUCUGCACUCGGGUUUCCGUACUCGCUUGGGAGGGCAAAUCUGGGGGUUGCACGAUCUUGAACCCGGCAUGGGCGUGUUGAAUAUCUACCUGUCCGGCAAGACGCAGGACCGCACCGGCACCAUUCUCCACACAUACCUGGCGAACAGAGGAUUCACUCGUUCUCAGUGCUUUCUGGCAGAGAUGGCCUUGGCCACAGAGAACCAAACGCUAUCGCAGACAUGGGACUUGCCUCAGCGUAUGGUCGACGAUGUCGAACAGCUCACCCCGGCAGAGACACUUGCAUGGCUCCGACGUCUGGCCUUGUCGAGCCGUGACGAUCCUUUGAAGAUGUCCGCGAAGCUACGCGCCUGCGGAGAGUACCAGGUCCUGGAGGCCCCGUCUCUAGCUCAACUCCGAGCCCUGAACUCCAGUACGUAUCUUGACGAGAAGGUCUCACCUGAGGAGUUAAUCGCCUCACGCCUAGCCUGGUUCAAGGACCAGGGAUGCUGGUGUCCGGACCCAGCGGCUGCCGAGGCUCUAUUCCGAGAGGUUGAUGCUCGGCUACCAGGGCUUCUCAUGGACGGACAAGCAGACUUUCUGGAUCAGCUUACCACGGUCUUCCAGACCAUCCUCCAGAAAGGCGAAAUCGAUGCCGCGGCUGAUAUUAUUGCUCUGAGUGUGUUCUGCGCUUUCCGUCGGCUUGCCUUGAAUGAGAUUUACCUGGAAGUCCUUGACCGUAACCCUUUGCCGAACCUUGAACCAGUCCAAGCGGCCUGCUUUGCGGAAAUGUAUGCCUGUGGUGCACGCACAGACAUGUACUUUGACACGACACCAAAGCGCCUAGGGCAGAUCAUCUGGCGCUGGUACCGUGCCUACUAUCACGAAUACCAGCCACCUCAGCGAGAAGAGGCCUUCACAGAGCUCCCGACCGCGUACGCCUCCAUGAAUGUGGAUCUGGAUCCAGACGCAAAGGAUACAGUUCCUUGGCACUAUCGCCUGACGUUCCUCGGGAUCUUCGCUGUUCCGGCCUUGAUCGAUGUCACCAUGCUGACGACGGUCGGACGAGGCCUCUACCUGACCACAUACAUGAGUGAUCUGGAUAAGACACUAGCCACUACUGCGUUGAUGAUAGCCCUGCUUGUUUGUGGUGGGUUUGGGAGCUGGAUCAGCUCCGGCGGCAGCUACUACUUGUAUGCCAUGGCGUUUCCUGCAAUGAGCAUGUUCGUCCUGACCCGCUUCAUCGCUGGCCUAGCGGUGGCCCUCGUCGGAGGCAUCAUCGCACUAAUCGUGGUCGGUGUGCUGAAGGGCUUCGCGGCAGGCAUCUUGUUUUUCCUUUACUUUGUGAUGCUUUCAACUUAUCUCAUGACCCUUUCGGCUCUUUCGGUCUAUCAGCUUCCAGGAUACCAGUUCCAAUCGGGACGAUCGACCAUCAUGGCAUGCAUCCCAAUUCUCUUCAUCUCGCCAAUUGUUACCUUGUGGGUGCAUCGUGACUCGGUAAUCUACCUAUGCAUCCUCGGACUGUUCCUUGCGAACCUGCUCCUGGGUGCACGGCGUGUCAUCUCCCGGUGGAACCGGUGGUAUCUAAAUAUCCCUUGUGUCACAGACACGGAAGUCGUCAACUGGUACAUGCAAGCUCAAGGAUCGAACUAUAUCGGGUCAGCAACCGAGAAGGUGAAGGAUGUCGGAGCAGAUGCCCGACAAGCCCUCCUGGCCAGCGUCCACAAGGAGAACAAGAAGUGGGUCUGGAGCAAGAAGACGACCGACCCCUUCGUCGCCAAGAUGGCCGAUGGAUACUCAGCCACCACGUUUCUUCUAGGAUGGUACUGCCGUUACUCUAGAACUAAGAUGCCUCUGGCAUACAGCCCGACAUGGAACCUGCAGCUCAAAGCGGCGGUCGAUACUAUGGCCGAGAUGCAAAAGGGGCUGAAGAUGCACAAUGCCUUUCUGCACUGGCGCCAUACCGGUUCCGACGUCUGGUGUGGUAUCCUGUACUUCGUGGUCGCCCUGUCUGACAAAUGGUCGGCACUGAUCACAGGCGAGUCUAUCGUCGGUCUGUCGGCGGCGAACAGCGCAAAGUAUCGCCUCACUGUGGGCUUCGCGCUAGGGUACUAUCUAUUGGGAGCAGUGAUCCUUGACGCCGUCUCGCAACCACUAUGGACACUGGUCCAUAAAGCCACUCCGCAGCCCGUGUCUUCGCUGGCUAGUCUUCGUGAGGUAACCCUCAACGACGCCAAGGACCGUCGGAGGCUGUACUGGAGAUCUCUCAUGAAAUUCUUCUUCCUGCACAUCUGGGGUGCGGCCGUCACCAUGGCUAUAAUGUGGACCUUCGAGGGGUCCAUGACCUCCACAAUCAUGUACUUGUGCUACGUUGGUUGCUAUAGCGGUCUGCUAUGGUAUCAGUACAACCGAAUCUUCACUGGUCCUCAUGUGGCCGGUGGUCUCGCUCUCUCAGCCAUUGCGGGAUUGGUUGUCGGCAUCAUUCUUCAUGAGGUGCUUCCCGCUUUUGAAUAUAGCAGCGUCAUCGGCCUGGCUACGGGCACUUGGGGAGCUGCAUUCUAUUCCCUCUUUAGGUCUGACAUUGGAUUGCCAAGCUCCAAGGGCUCAACAGAGGAAUCCAGUCGACUUGAUGUCCAAGGGAAGUCGUUGUUCCAUAGCGUCAGCACGAUCGAGCCAUACCCGCAGCUCUCACAGACCACAAUGUAUCAGAUGUUUGAUAACAUUCUCAUGCUAUCAGAUGAGUUCCGAUACAAACUUGAUCCCGCCCAGCAUCCGGGAGUUGAAGUCAUGCAGAUUCUGCGAUCCGACCGCCAGCUCCGGAAGUCGCAGCUGGUACAGGCCGCAUUCCCGGGCGCCGCCGACGUGCUUCGGCGCAUUGCAGAGAUUUGGCAAGCGGGACAAGUUACCGUAGAGCUAGUUUCAGCAGCACACCUUAUCCAACCAGAACAGAAGAUUCGCGCCAUCAGUCGGCGCACAGGGGAUCGGGUUCACGUUUUCAUUGUCAUUGGUCCUGAUCUUGUUGGCUAUGACUGGGUAUCCGACAUCCGCCGAAACUGCCAGACCAUUGCUGAAGCAGUGGUCCAAGCUACUGCCGAGUUCAAACUGGGUCUUUCCCAUGAUCACUCCAUGAUGGCAGAGCUUCUGGUCGUGAACGAUCGACAGGGCGAGGAUAUCUCCUUACCGGAGGGCAUGAAGCGCCAGUUAGAAAGCAGCUCGACGGAACGGGCCAGAGUCAUGAACUACGGGCAGCAGAUUGUCCUGCGCCACCUUCUGCUCGGUAUGGACUGCGACCAGGAAUGGGACAGUCUUCCCCAAGCCGCGAGAUCCUUGCUCCUGCGCCGGGUUUGCGGUCAACCAUGCCGCGUGUCAUCCGAACAAUUCGCUUGGCUCCGCUCCAGAGCAUGCGCCGGCGAAGAUCUUUCUAUUGAAGAGUUCGUUGCCCGCUGGAACCUGGGAGUCAAGUUGACAGUCAGCGUGACGUCUUUCGCCACAACAUUGGAAACACAUCACCAAAACCAAGGUGAACCUGAGUUCAUGAACUCCAAGUACGAUAAGCCAAUUCGGAAUCUACUAGCCCUCACCGAGCACACCCCAACAAUUGGAUUUACUGAGGCGCUUCGACUGUCACUUGCUCGCAUUGUGCAGAUCUGGCACGCGUGUAUCAAGUUCACUGUUAUCUCCUUGGUGGCAGACCCGGAAUACCAACGCGAGUUGGACUCCAUGCUUCGAGGACAGCCCUUGAUCUUCGCCUGGCCCGUGAACUUCGUGUUGAACGGAGUUUGGAUCUGCUGUAAAUGGCUGCAACGUCUCAUCAUCCCCUUGGUAUUGUUACAUGGCCGGGAGAAGGUUUCCACUCUUUACCGAAACAUGAAGGACUGGAAGACUGUCGUUCACCAGGACCGUGUCGUUGUUGAAAGCCUGAGCGGCAUCUCGACCGGGUUUUUCCGAACGGAGUCAGACGGGAUUGUCCAGCUUUACCAGUACUCGGGACGCCAUGACCAUGAACCCAGCGAUUACAAGCAACUCAUAGCUAUCAACACGUACACCAACAAAUUGGUCCUUUCGCGGCGCCAAGAGUAUCGUGGGGAGACCCUGCUCAACGAGUUCACGUAUGAGUACCCCCAGGACAGCCGGAGGGGGCGAUCAAAGCUGCCCACCCAGCGGGAGUGCACCCAGGGCGAGCUGAGCGGACAGAUAGUCCAAUAUGACAAGCGUGGUUACAUGACUUCGGGGUCUGCCAUGCGAGGUGUGAAUCCGGUGGAAUUCAAGUUUUGGUACCGGAAGGGUGCCAAGUUCGAAGAUGAGCUCCUGCGCGCCGACUAUGUCUUGCCGCAUAUCAAGAUCCAUGUGGCCUGGUGCAUGCCUCCACCUAAUCGACCAGAGCGACAAGACAAAUGGAUUCCUUAUCCCCGGGUUACCGAUGCAACAUUCAUUCAGGGGGAUGAUACCCAUAAGGCCAAAUGGACCUAUGACCAUAAGUUCCACCCGGUCAUUGCAACAACAUUGAAUGGUGAAUCUGUGACCACCCCGGCGAUGAUCGACGAAGAUUGGUUCAAGGUGCUGCAGAAGCCUAGUAAAUGCAGCUUCUUGGAUGAUAACCCGCUUUUCUCCUUCUCGUCCAUCAAGGCGAACUUCGUAUCGCGGCUUCUGGGCUUGAAUGUCAAACGGUACCCGAUCCCCACCUCCCGUUCCCGCGCCCAUCUCUGGAAGUCCUGGAAAGGAAGCAAGGAAUUUGACGCAAUCACGGCCCGAUGGCUCGAUGAGAUUAUGUUGCGGUCCGACCGUGUGCUCAGACCAUACUGGAUAAAGCGGGAUAUGGGUCGGCUUGAGGCAGCCGCGGAUUAUCUUGAUGCCCAGGCGGAUACAGUUCUUGCCCGAGUGGACAUUGACCCUGAAGUCAGCUCCUGGACGCCCUUAGCCUUCAAAAUCAGUGACCUCUCUAGUUUCGGACAAGGAGGAGAUUCGCGCAUUAAUACCCGAACACUUUCCACCCAGCUACAGGACAACGACACCGAGCUACACGUCCUUGCCAUGGACACCGGCACUUGGCCCAACGAACCCGGUGGUGUAUCUGCCUGCCGACGAGACAUGGUUAAUGACCUCAAAGCGAUCCGUUGGCACAUCCUGGCUGAAGCAGCAAAUGACUUUGGAGUGCCUCGGUUCCAGAUCGAACGAAACGUUCAAUCCCUGACUGUCCUACCCCAAUGGGGUCUGGAUUUUAUGAAUCCUACCCACGGCAUGUUUCAGAACACACUUGACUCUGAAGUGGUGCAAAAAUCUCACGACACAAGGGUGGCGGAUAUCGAGCGUAACUUCAUCCCCAUCCUCACCAGUAUCGUUCGGUGUGCGCGGACCAUGCAUAAGACUCGGGCGCAUAUCGAGGAAGCCACCAAGGCAUUGUGUGACUUGAACACCUACUUCGAAUCGACCCGCAACUGGAACGAUGUCUGGAUGAGUGACACCGUGAAAAGGGCAUGGAGAGAGCUUUGGCUUACGGAGGACAUGGAAGACACAAUUCCUGUUUCGGAAUGGUGGAACUGCGAGCAUCCUACAUUGCAGCAACUGGAUACAGCGCUGGACAUGUGGCAUCGCUAUCUCUUCAUCUUCUCCAUCCCCGUCCCUGAACGAAUUCCUGAUGUCUUCCAAGUGUCACAUCAUUUCACCGGCGCCACUUACGGUGUGAUGUGCAAGGUCAAGCGCAAAUGUGCCCUGCAUGUUUGGGAUCACUGUGUCAGUUUCCGUGAGAUGACGACCUUCUUGUCUGCCGCUGUGUCAUUCGACUCGACGUUUGUAAACUCGACCCUGAUCUCUCUGGGGCAUCUUUCCUGUAUCCUCAUUGAGCACCAUGCGGAUGUCGUCUUGCCCUGCGCCGAGUACUUCAACCCGGGCUGGGAGAUUGAACUGGGCACCUGCGAAGGUGUACUGGAACAUCGCCGGGCCUUCCAUCGCAAAAUCGACCCCGUGGUGAACGGCAUCACAAACAUGGAGAAGUACAAGCCUAUUGAGAAGAUCAAGACGGAAACACCCACCGUUGUCAUGCUGUCACAUAUCCGAUACGUGAAAGACAUCAAGACGGCCAUCAUGGCCACCGAUCUCAUCGUGAACCAAUGGGGAUUCAAGGACUACCGCCUUCAUAUCUACGGCGAUAUGGAAAGAGCCCCUGGAUACGCAUCGGAAUGUCAGGAGAUUAUUGCUUCCAAGUCUCUUCGGGAUCAUGUUGUCCUCAAAGGAUUGGGUAACCCAUCGGUCGUUCUUCAGGACGGGUGGCUUUUCAUGAACUCGUCCACAUCCGAAGGACUACCCUUAGCAAUGGGAGAGGCCGCGCUAACAGGUGUUCCGGUGGUGUGUACCGACGUCGGUGCCUCCUUCUGCGUUGUCAUGAACCGCGACACCGGCAAGAAGUUCAGUGAGGUCGUCCCACCUAACGAUGCCUUUUCGCUGGCUUCAGCACAAAUCCGGGUCAUGGCACUUCUUGGAGAAUGGAGCAAGUUUGCCGGUGAUGAGGAGGGCUACGUGCCCCCAUCCCUGGGGUUGCGACCCUCGCCAGAGGAGGUCAAGCAGAUCUCCCAGCGUAUGUACGAGAAGGUUGAACAACGUCGUCAAUUCGGUAUGCAGGGUCGAGACAAUGUGCUCAAGAGCUUUUCUAGUCACCGUUAUCUCCGGGAGCACGAGCAGAUGCUCUGGCUAGGCAAGUACCAGAGCCAGAGCUACGUUGCCCGUGGAUCCUUGGCCUCCGCUGGCUCCAGCGGAUUUUUCAAGGAGCGGGUGACGAUCGAACAGAUUCAGGAUCCUUUGUUGCCUCCAACGCCGCGGUGGCCAGGAGCUAGACGGGAGAGCCGUCGUGGGUAUUUUGGAUAUAGCUCGUCGAGUACGCAAUCUCUUUGUUGAGGGGGUUGUGUUCCGAUGACCACGCAGUAGAAGGCUGCGGGGGAGAAGGAGAGGAAGAAGGAGGAGGGGCUGUAUAUAGAUGAUUGGAAGCCUUAGUACCUAGUCUUAAUCAGGAUAAUCUUAAUCGACCUCUUGGUAC